Messenger RNA from Rhododendron vialii, 2273 nucleotides. RefSeq names its product universal stress protein A-like protein. The record is from RefSeq and is a predicted model, not a curated record. The transcript has 3 exons. The coding region runs from base 211 to 780 and encodes 189 amino acids. NCBI's taxonomy places the organism in Eukaryota, Viridiplantae, Streptophyta, Magnoliopsida, Ericales, Ericaceae.
AUGUGCGAUAUCUGUUAGUUGUCUCGAAACAGUUAGGUAUCGUUGUUCUUUCGUCUGAAUCUAGAUGUUAACGUUGGACCAGAAAACUCAUCAGUACUCACAUACUCUCGUCCUUGUGAGCGUCUAACUAAUUGAUUUCUGUGUUUUGUUUUUUGUUUUGAAAGCAGAGUAGCAGACAGCUUUGAAUCGAAAAGAAACUGCUGGGGGAAAAUGGCAGUACCGGCGGAGAAUGGGAAGAAGGUGAUGGUGGCGAUUGACGAGAGCGAGUCCAGUUACCACGCCCUCAUGUGGGUCCUCAAGAAUCUCAGGGACUCGAUCGCCGCCUCCGGCAGCCCCCUCCUCAUAUUCAUGGCCCAUCCCUUUCCGGUGACCAGCAAUGUGUUUGCUGCCUCUCUUGGCUCUGCUCGCGUUUACUGCCCCGUCUCAGCCACUUCAGAGUACGCGUAUUGUGUCCAAGAACAAAACAAGGUGGUUCAAAUGGGGAUUUUGGAGAAAGCUAAGAGCAUCUGUACCACUCAUGGGGUAAAUGCAGAGACAAUUGCACAGCUUGGAGAUCCUAAACAGGCCAUAUGCGAUGCAGCUCAAAAGCACAAUAUUGACCUCCUGGUUUUAGGUGAUACCGAGCUUGGAAAGAUCCAAAGGUUCAUUUCUGUUCUUCGACUUUUUAGAAAAAAAAAUGUGAUAUGUAUAUCACUCCUGCCGCUUGCACCUACAGUCUGUUGCAUGUGCAUUAUCAAUACUUCACAGUCCUCGCUAGAAGUUUGCUUGAGGAAGUUGUGAUACGAUAAGAAUCAGGUUUGGAUUGUAGAGGUGCAGUGCAAGUGAUCGCAACUGUCUGACAGUGUUUUUAAUAGUUCAGAUUUGUUUUCAAUCUUUUACCGGUAAAAGAUUCAACGAAUUUGAACAAUUGAUUGUCGAUAUGAACGGUUUAAAUUGAACCGCACAUCCUUCUCUACAGUUGACUACAGAGAAGCUGAAUCCAUAUGAUAAUCGAGCUCAGUAGAUUGGACAGUCCAGUUUGUCUUUGUGGGCCCGUCACAGGCUCUUGGACAGUCCAGUUUGUCUUCGUGGGCCCGUUGCAGGCCCCAGUUUGACUUUUUUGAUAAUUAGCUUGAUCGGACAAUUAAGAUGACAAAUGGAUGGCGUUCUAGUUUACUUUAACUUCACUCAGAAAGUAAGAUGUGGAUGCUUGAUAUGACCUCACCUUUAUGUGGACCAAGGGCUCACAAGUGACAUUGGCUAGUCUUUGUGGUACUCUGAUACAUAGGCGUAUGUAUAGAAUAUUCUUUCCGAGAAUCUUCAUACAUAAGAUUAGAAUCACCGUUGGUUUUCAUUAAGUCCUUUACGGUUGUAGUAUUUUCAGACGUAUUCACUAAUGUAUUCAUCUAUGCUCUAUCCACUGACAAAAGAAAAGUAGCUGAGCUGACUACGAUUUUACAGACGUAGGAUAUUGGAGGUGAAAAUGCUUAAACGAAUGGAAUUCAUACUACAACUUGCCUUGUGGAAGUUGUGUACACUAGCUUCAGCAGAUAGAUAACUUAAACGAUCCAACAAUUGGAAGUUGGAAUUCAGCAAUAAUAGAUGUGCGAUUGAGAAAACUACCGAAGCUUUCUUCGCCUUGCUACUGUCUCUGAAAAAUUUGCUUGCUUAUAUAUUCCUAUAUGUUUUGCUGCUUCACUUCUGCAAUAUAUUCCUCACUCUUCCUGUUGGCUGUCUGAACUUGUAUGUGAAUACUAAGGACGUUAGCAUUCAGAUGCACUCUUUUAUACUUGUUUCCAAGAUGAACAUUUUGUGCAUGGCGUGCUAUUUAUUGUUGUAGUCCGAUACAACAAUCCCAGAAAUUCCUAAUCCGAAUCUCUUGAUGCAGGUUUUUCUUAGGGAGCAUGAGCAACUAUUGUGUUCGUAAUGCCAAGUGCCCCGUUCUCGUUGUGAAGAAACCAGAGUGAAAGUACAACAAUAUAACUACUACCAAGUAUUAUUGGUGUAUGUGACAGGUUUGGUUCAGACAAUUAGCUGUUGUUUGAUGAAGUUCAAAUUGUAAAUUGUGUAGGAAAAAAGAUGUUUGCAUGAUCAAUAGAUGUAUACAUACAUAUACAAGGUGUUUUAUGUAAUGCUGAAUUUGGCUUGCUUUUAUUAUCACCAAGCCAGUUUUUUCUGUGAAUAGCAAGGGAACUGCUUAUAUUGCAGUUUUCCGUGGCAAGUCAUAUCACUGUGUGUCUAUCUGUAAAUAUGGAGCGAAUGAAAGUUUCCUUAUGUCAGUAUAUUUUUCCUGA